Messenger RNA from Clonostachys byssicola, 4755 nucleotides. Lineage: Eukaryota; Fungi; Ascomycota; Sordariomycetes; Hypocreales; Bionectriaceae. The record is from the annotation of a GenBank genome assembly.
AUGGCUUCCUUCGUAGACAGCAUCGAGUACAAGCUCGAGAACAUCCCAGCGACAGCUGUUGCUUCGGAUGUGAUUGACAAGACAUUCCGCUCUAGCAGCAUUGAUCUGAUUUCUGGGACAUUGGGCGGUAAGAUACUUGCCUUCUCUGAUCAAUGGUUCGCCGAAGCCGCCAACCUGCUGACCCCCACUGCCCCCAUCCGGCAGCCGGGCAAGAUGGUCUUCACGGGAGCCUGGUACGACGGUUGGGAGACCAGACGCCACAACCAGGACCCCUUCGACUGGGUCAUUGUCCGCCUCGGCGUCGCCUCCGGUACCGUAGAGGGUGUCGAGGUCGACACGGCCUUCUUCUCCGGCAACCACGCCCCGGCCAUCUCCGUCGAGGGCUGCUUCAGCGACAACGACGAAGAGGUCGUCUCGUGGAAGGACGGGCGGGGCAAGUGGGAGACGGUCCUCGGGAUCCAGGAGUGCGGCCCCUCGCAGCGCUUCGGGUGGAAGCUCGCUGAGCCCACCAAGAAGCAGUACACGCACGUGAGGCUCAACAUGUACCCGGACGGCGGCAUCGCCAGGUUCCGGCUCUUUGGCCACGCGGUGCCCGUCUUCCCCGAAGACAAGGAGGCCAUCUUCGACCUGGCGGCCGCUCAGAACGGCGGGGUUGCCAUCUCCUGCAGCGACCAGCACUUCGGUACCAAGGAUAACCUGCUCCUGCCUGGGCGUGGCAAGGAUAUGGGCGACGGGUGGGAGACGGCUCGGUCACGCAGCCCUGGCCAUGUUGACUGGACUAUUAUCAAGCUCGGCGCACCUGGGUAUAUCCAGGACUUUGUCGUCGACACUGCGCAUUUCAGGGGCAACUUCCCUCAAAAGGUGGCCGUCCAGGGUAUUGAAUGGAAGGGAGAUGGAGAGCCGGACGAUAAGUCAUCAGGAUGGGUGGAGUUGGUGGCUCCAAGCAAGACGGGUCCCGAUCAGGAGCACAAGUUUGCCAGCAGCGCCAAGGAAGCUCCCUUCACACAUAUUAAGCUUAUCAUGAUUCCCGAUGGCGGUGUCAAGCGAAUCAGAGCCUUUGGAAAGAGACCACCCACUUUGGGUGCACUAUUGUUGAAGUACAACAUAUACCCGGCUUUUUCGUCGCAACCGCUAGAUCUAAGGUCUCUGCAAGACACACUGGCUGUUCCAAGGCCCUCAGUCCCCCCCUUGACAGUCUCUGACGACGCAUAUGAGAUAUUUCGGAAGAAUGUGCGUGCAGCUAAAAAUGGCAGGGAACUCAUUUUUCACCUGGUUCCUGCCCUCAUGGGUAAUGAAUACCCAAGCAACCAUUUCGUCUUUGAUGCACCAUUCGUGACGAUGGAUCCUUUGGGGGACGACAUACCAGCAGCCCAGCCGGAUCUAUACUGCGGCGAGUUCCCACAUCACAGCCUUCACAGGACAGUUCGUGAAGCUCUCGCCAAGCACAUAAACCCAUCACUGUCGCACAUGCUGCCAAUAGUCCCAAACUUCUUUUUGGAGUGCCAAGACUUGGAUUUUGCUGAGAGAGAUGAGAAGUCCCGAGCCCAGCAUGAUGGUGCCUUUGGAGCUCGUGCCAUCCACAGUCUGCAGAAUUAUGGAAACGAGGAGCCAGAAUAUGAUAAUCAGCCCUAUACAUUCUCAGCUACCUACCACGAGGGAAUUCUUGUGCUGUACGCCCAUCAUGUCACGAAGCCCUACAGCGAGGGCGAAUUACCCGAGUUUCAUAUGAACCAAAUCUAUACGGUUCACAUAUUGGCCAGUCGCGAAUCAUUCAUCGAAGGCAUAACUGCCUUCAGAAAUGCUAGGGAUGAGGCCCAAAAACAUCGAGACCGUUUCAUCGCGGCUGCGAACCGUAAAAGAGCCAGCCUGCAGGAACUGGCAGAUAUACAGGUAAAGCAGCUUCCCAACACACUUCAACGUCCCAAUGUCGGUAGUGAUACUCUUCGUCAGGUGACUAACUCCGUUCAACAGGCACACUCACAACCUGCUGCCGCCAGUACAGCUACUUUACCUCAGGCGGUACAGCCUUUCCAGGCCAUGCCUCAACAGCCUGGUGCCGCCAACGCCAACCCCUUCCAACACACAACCCCCAUCCAUUCAGAACUAGAAAACAGACAGCAAGUGAAUGAAGGGUCGACAGCCAUGCCACUGGGUCUUCCUCCAGCAACGAGCGCGUCCCAGAGAGCUGUACCUAGCCAAACUGCUACACGUCGUAAACGUCCAGGUCCUUCCCAGGAUGCACCCUCUCGGCCGUCUGGUAAAAAGACGCGUACAGGUCGAAGCCCGGCACCUGCCCCUCCUCCCAUCAUGGACGCCGAAGACUCCAAUAUCGACUUUGGCAGACCUCAGCGGAAGUCUGUCAUUCUGCCUCCAGAUCUUCCCAAAUCCCUAGACGACAGGCGGCAUGCUCCAAUCGAUACUCUGAUCCCCGAGACCGAGAUGUACGAUGGCUGGCAAGGCGAGUCUCAAUUCCUCACAACCCCGGCCGUAGCGAAGCCGCUCAACUUCGCAAGUCUAUCCCUCGACGAGCCGGCAUUCGACAACGAUGGGCCCAAAGACAGCGACACCCGGCUCAUGGAGAUGCUGGCUGCUCAAGCCGCCCACUCGUCGGGGCCGGAUCUUCAGGAUGAGCAAGCCAUCGCCAACGAUGACAAGAUGUCGGAUGAACAGAAGCGGGCCACCCUGCAAAAAUUGCUAAAUAUGGCCGCUAGCAAUGGCGACGUCGAGAAGGUGCAGAAACUCCUCGAUGGCAGCGCGAAGCCGUACAUUGACGUCAACGCCACGGACGAGGAUGGCACCCCGCCACUAAUCUAUGCUAGCUGUUUUGGUCAUGAGCCAGUUGUCCAAACUCUCGUUCUAGGCGGCGCAGACGUUAAUAAACAGGAUCGCAACCAGUGGAGCCCUCUCAUGUGGGCAAUGACGAAUCGCCAUAAAGGAAUUGCAAAGCUGCUCUUGGAUAACGGCGCAUCUUCUGACCAGAAGACAUCAUCUGGGAGGACAGCUGCCGACUUCGUCCCUCCCGAUAGCGAGAUGUCCACCUAUCUACACACAGCCGGCUACACGAUUGGCAGCGCCGGCGUGGUGGACGAUUUCUACAGCCCAGGUCUCUCUCAGGACCGGUUUGAGGAAGAAAUAAUGGAAAAUGAAAUGCGAAGAAGGCUGAUGAUGGAGAGCGCCAGAGAUCUAGAGGUCGAUCUUGGUAACGUCGGAAUGGAUGAUCAACCAGAGUCUGCCGAUGAGUUCGAGGAGGAACAACAAGAGUUCGAUUGGAGCCGAUGUUUACACGACCAGAUGUUCGUCUUCCAGGAACACGAGCUGGACCGGAUAUUGGAUAUCGUUAUCACACAUAUGACGCCACAACGAUCGCCAACUCAGAAGCCCGUACCCGCCAAUAUGAUUUUCCUCAGCGCUCGAUAUGCACAUUACCACUCAAGUACAGAGCUCCUGGAGCGGCUCCUCAUAACGGCCAUGGACCGUAUUAAUGAUGUGGUGGAAAGAUAUCAGUGGGAUAUGACGAUACUCGCAUUCUGGCUAUCUAACGCCACGCUGCUCUUACAUUACUUAAAAAAGGAUGCCGGGCUUGUUGAGGCUACGUCCGAGUUCCAGGCCCACUUGGCUGAACUGAUUAACGAAAUAUUUAUUCUCAUUGUUCGAGAUGCAGAGAGACGACUGGACAAGGUCCUAGAUGUGGCAAUGCUCGACCACGAAAUUAUCCCUGGUUUCGAGGAUAUCCAAUUCCAGAACGAGUGGAAAAUCUUCAAACGAAAACCUACUGUUAAAGAGGAACCGCUGGAGAAACGGUUUCGACCGCCGUCCCCGAAGCAAAGAGCCAAGCCCGCUCCUCGAAAUGUCACAUCACUCCUCUCAUCCACGUUGUUUGUCCUAGAUCUUUACGACGUCCACUCGGUGAUCACGUCGCAAAUCAUUUCUCAGCUCAUCUAUUGGAUUGGGGCCGAACUUUUCAACAGGAUCAUGUCAAACAGAAAGUAUCUAGCGAGGACGAAGGCGAUGCAAAUUCGGAUGAACAUCUCUAUUCUGGAAGACUGGGCCCGGACGAACAACCGGCAAGCUGAGCAUUACGAAGCCGGUGAAAUGAAGUCUUCAGGGGAGACGACUGCGGAUGCCGCCAGGCACCACCUUGCUCCUGUUAUUCAGAUGCUCCAGUGGAUUCAAUGUUUCUCUUCCCUGGCCUCAAACGAUCUAGAGGCUCUCGUGGGCACUCUCCAACAACUCAAGCGGCUCACCCCACAACAACUCAUACAUGCAGCUUCGCAUUACAGACUCGAGGUUGGCGAAAAGGGCCUGACGAAGAGCGCACUAAAGUAUUUACAGGCCAUUCAGAAGGAGGCGGCUCUUAAGCGGGACCGAAGACGUAGCAGAGCUACAUCGUUAGUAUCAGCACCGGACAGCAGCCCGGCAACUCCUGUGAAGAAGAAUCAGGCACAAGGAAACGGUGCAGAUACGCCAAGCGUGCAAGGCACACCGAAUGCCAAGGGCACAGAUGGGGCGGACGAGGAUUACGACGAUGCGCCGGAAAAUCUACUGCUGGACCCUGCGCUCAUGCUCCCGUUCUCGCUGCCCUCGGUAACAGACAUGCUGAUUUCCUAUGGCGCGGGUUUUGGAGGAGUGAACCGAGAACGGGAGCGCAAGUACAUCCCCACGGUGCCACCCGAGUUUCUCGAGAAGCUAGAAUUGAACGGCGGUCGGAAAGGGCCCAUGUUUGGAGAAAAGGAUUGGGAGAACGAGGAAGUAUGA